Helicoverpa zea (corn earworm) is the source of this 1010-nucleotide messenger RNA. RefSeq lists its product as uncharacterized. The coding region runs from base 159 to 848 and encodes 229 amino acids. The transcript is spliced from 3 exons. NCBI's taxonomy places the organism in Eukaryota, Metazoa, Arthropoda, Insecta, Lepidoptera, Noctuidae. The record is from RefSeq and is a predicted model, not a curated record.
GCACUGCAUUAGUUUAGUCGAUUUAUAUUUUGCUCACUUAUCGAUGAACUUCAUAAUCACCUUGCUAAUAGUUGCUCCUUAUAAGAUUAUUGUUUUAUUCAGUCAGCCAAGGAACUUCAUCAUACUGUGACCUAUUUCCCGUCGGGAUAAUAAUAAUCAUGGAAAACUUCGAAUUCUCAUCUGAACCCAAAACUCCCCCUGCGACAACAUUCAAUGGGCCGCAGUUUUACAACGUGUACAAAGAUGCUGAUUUCCUCCGCAUCGACGCUAAUGUUGAGAAGCUGCUCGGUCGAGGGUACGAGCUGAGGAAGAAACUCAGCACCGUGCCAGCUGGCCACACCAUCGUGCUUGAAGGCAUGCAUCUUGAACGCAACACUCCUUUGCUGAUAAAGAAGACCGCGAAAAACAUAAAAGUUGAAGACUUUGAAUUCACGUACAAUCGUCUAGUUAGUCUUGCCGCUGGAUUCGCGUUGGAGAAUCGUCAAAGAUUCCCGAACCUUGUGUCUGAAGAGGCGAAAGUGCUUGGCCUGCAGUGGGACCAUAACAACGAGGAGAAAUGCAGGCUGUACCUGUCAGCUGUCAGCGGCACCGAGCACUUGAUUGAUAAGUUCUCAUUCUGGCCUCUCUUGUGCGGACUGCGAAAGUACCAACUGAAAAAGCUGCCCGUCGAACUAGUAGUCAAGAUGGGAAAUAUCAAAAACAGCGAAGGCUUGACUAUGGCUAAACUCUUGAAGAAACACUUGGUAACCGCUAAACGAGUCUGGCUGAUGUUCCCGGGAACUUCUCUGCGUGACUUCCAAACACUUCUCGACGAAUCCCCGGAACUCAGAAAACUGUUCCAAGGUUGAUAUAUUUCAAGUGGUACCUUUUGGAUCACAACUUACCGGCAGAUAAUAAUCAAUGUUUUUUAAAUAUUCUGCCACCAUUUCAUACUUUUUAAUUGUACAUUUAUAUGUUUGUACAAAUAUUGUAAUCUUAUUUUGUUUCCUAUUAAACGGAACAACAACUGA